This is a messenger RNA of Pneumocystis jirovecii RU7, 393 nucleotides long. RefSeq lists its product as uncharacterized. Gene Ontology annotation, biological process: vesicle-mediated transport. The coding region runs from base 1 to 393 and encodes 130 amino acids. Lineage: Eukaryota; Fungi; Ascomycota; Pneumocystomycetes; Pneumocystales; Pneumocystaceae. The record is from RefSeq and is a predicted model, not a curated record. The transcript has 6 exons. Gene Ontology annotation, cellular component: Golgi membrane.
AUGUUUGAAUCUGGAAGUAUAUUUAAAAUAGUUAACAUUUUAACAGCAAUAAUUAUGAUUUUAGGUGGCAUAUCACAAUUUUUUCCACUUGGAUUUAAAAAUAUUAUAAUUGGAAUAUACGUAAUAAUGUUUGGCAUAUUUACAGCUAUUUUGGAAUUCUUUAUUCCUCCAGAAACUGCCAAAUAUUGUUCUUUUUUUUUCUCAUUUUUAGGACGAGGAAUAUUUUAUAUUUUCGUUGGUAGUCUUCUCUUAGAUAAUUCAGCUCUUCGAAUACUUUCAGGGGCUAUUAUAAUAAUUAUUGGAAUAAUAUAUUUUAUUUUAGAAUUUGCGUCCAAUGUUGUACCUCCAGAUAAUAUGAGAGAACCUACAGUGGAAGAUAGAGGACAUAUUUAA